This is a messenger RNA of Hermetia illucens (black soldier fly), 1320 nucleotides long. RefSeq names its product odorant receptor 2a-like. The record is from RefSeq and is a predicted model, not a curated record. Gene Ontology annotation, molecular function: odorant binding; olfactory receptor activity. Lineage: Eukaryota; Metazoa; Arthropoda; Insecta; Diptera; Stratiomyidae. Bases 1 to 1140 code for a protein of 379 amino acids. Gene Ontology annotation, cellular component: plasma membrane. The transcript has 3 exons. Gene Ontology annotation, biological process: detection of chemical stimulus involved in sensory perception of smell; sensory perception of smell.
AUGUCGAACAAAGUGGAAGUCUCGAAGAAAGUUGUAAGCAGUGAUGCUUUCAAGGGUCAAUUUAAGUUUUGGCGAAUCCUGGGUGUCUAUCCCGCCAACGGUUGCAGAUUUUCAUAUAUUUUUAUAUUAACUCUAACUGUCAGUUUAUCAGUUGGCAUGACAAUUUUCCUAUUCCAUUUGGACCAUCUAAAGGACAUUUUGCUAAAUCUGUCGGUGAAUCUUACUUCCAUCGCAAUCAACUUGAAGUUCGCCAAUAUCCUAUUUAGACGGCGAAAUAUUCUGGAUGUAAACACUUGGGUUCACCAGUUGGAUACUCGCGUCUCUUCUGCACAGGAGCAAGAGUGUAUUCGUUCAGCAGUUCGAAUAGCGCAUAAAAUGUUUUAUUUGACAUGUGUCAUGUACAGCGGCUCAAUAAUUUUAGGCGAAUUCAACGCUCUUCUUUCACAUGAAAACAAACUGCUGGGCCCCGCCUGGUAUCCUUUCGAUUGGCAGCAUUCUACCUGGAAAUAUUGUAUUGUGCAUGUGCACCAAAGUGUGGUCUCGGUAUUAUAUAUGUUGCAGAAUGUUUCCAAUGAUACUUUUCCGGCGAUCUACAUGAUUGUCCUAACGAGUCAUAUUAAAACCCUGAACAUUCGUAUCAGGAAAUUGGGCGUGGAGUCAACUGAAUCCUGGCAAGUCACCAAUGCGAAAUUGAUACAAUGCAUAAAGGAUCAGCAAAUGUUAGUUAAGUAUUUUGACACAGUCCGAAAAGCCACUUCCAUUGCAAUUUUCCUUCAGUUUUUUGUCACUGGGAUGGAAGCCUGUAUCAUUGCUGUUUGUGUUUUCUGUGUCGAGGGCAAUUUAUUUGAACUAAUGUUCCUCGGAGAAUACUUCUUUUGCGUAAUCCUGGAAAUAUUUCUUUAUUGUCAUUUCGGAAAUCAACUUGCAGAUGAAAGUGAUCGCAUGACUAAUGCUAUUUAUUCAUGUAAUUGGAUGGAAAGAGACAAAACCUUUAAAAAAAAUUUGAUAAUAUUUAUGCAAUCAACACAACAAAGUAUGACAAUUGUUGCUGGAGGAAUUUUUCCUGUCAAUUUGGCGACAUUUGUUUCGGUUUUGAAAAGUUCAUAUUCGCUAUUCGCGCUGCUAAUGAGUAUGACAUGAAAUGCAAUUUUCACCAUUAAUGUUAGCAUUGAGUUGUGCAACAAUAAUGUCACACAUUAUCUUUUGGAGCAUUCCGAAUGAGAAACGUCACAGCGAUAGGUUUUGUUUGGACAGAAAACAAUAAAAAAUAUAUUUACAAAUGUAAUCCUUAAUAAAAUUGAGAAUAUUAUAAAUCCCCAA